UGUGUGUAUAACUUCAUAUCGAACGAAGCAGCAACGGAAUAAGCGAAAGCAAAAUUUCUGAAUUUAUAAAUGGAAAAAGUCUAGGCCUUUUGGCAAAUAAAAGUGAAAAUAUAUUACAAAACACAAAAUUUCUGUAAAUCCGUUGUUAAAUUUAUAACAGAAAGUGCAAUAACGUCUCGCCCAAAAAGUUCACAGUGCUAAAAAAGAAGUAAAAAUUGCUAUACAAGAAAGUGUGAAGAAAUAGACGUGAGAAGUAGAAAAUAACCAACAACCCAGGGUGUAAAAAGUGAAAAUAUACAUUUCCAAUUGGAAACAUUUGUGAUUUAUAAAUCUCGGCAUAUCUUUAGAAACGCAUACUAACAACAGCGUAAAAAAUGGGUAAUGAAACCUCUUUGCCCAUGGAGAUGUGCUCCAACUUUGAUGCUGAUGAGAUCAGACGUUUAGGCAAACGUUUCCGCAAACUCGACUUGGAUAAUUCGGGAGCACUGAGCGUAGAUGAAUUCAUGUCCUUGCCGGAAUUACAACAAAAUCCUUUGGUACAGCGCGUCAUCGAUAUUUUUGAUGCGGACGGUAAUGGCGAAGUCGAUUUCAAGGAGUUCAUACAAGGCGUAUCACAGUUUAGUGUUAAAGGCGACAAACUAUCAAAAUUGCGUUUCGCCUUCCGCAUCUACGACAUGGAUAAUGAUGGUUACAUAUCGAAUGGUGAACUUUUUCAAGUGUUAAAAAUGAUGGUGGGCAAUAAUCUGAAAGACACACAAUUACAGCAAAUUGUUGAUAAAACUAUUUGCUUUGCCGACAAAGAUGAGGAUGGUAAAAUCUCCUUCGAUGAAUUUUGCUCCGUGGUCGGUAAUACAGAUAUACACAAAAAAAUGGUUGUUGACGUUUAAGGUCGCUUUCUGAGAACACUAUUAAUGCUACACUUUAUAUAAUACCAAUAUAUUUUAUAUGAAUUUAAAUAUUUGUACUUUGGAAACUAUUUUAAAUUGUUCUUAUUAUUAUUUGUUUUGUUCAAUCUCGAAAUAAUUGUACACACAUUUUUUAAGCAAACUAGUAUUUUUUAAAUAGUUAUGUUGAAUACUUUUUAAAAGUUUCUUAAAGAAUAUUAGCGUGUUUAUAUAAAAUGUUUGCGCGCAUAUACCAAACAUUAAGCUUUAUUAACAACAACAAAAACUGUUAAUAAAUAUAGCAAUGAAGGCAUUGAAAAGAGCACCAUAUGCAUAUAUAUAGAGUAUAAUUUUAACUAAAAUUCAUAAACUAAAGCAAAUCAUAGUGAAUACAGCAAAUAAAAGCAUUACAAACUUCUGAAAACUAAAAAUUUAACACGAAAAUUUGACUUGAGAAGUUAUAAACUAAAUUAAGUAUAAUUGCUUAUUUCUGAUUAUCAGUCAAACUUCAUUAGUUAAAAAGGGUUGCGCUGUUGAAAAUGUUUAAAAACAUGAACAAGAAAAUAUGCCAGAAUCAACACCAUAUUGUAAUAAAUACAUGCAAACAUACACACAUACUUAUAUGUAUAUGCAUAUAAAGCCAAAAUAUCUAAAUUGUAUAUUAUGUUGCACCUAGAGCAAUUAAAGCUAUAAUGAUUCUAAGAAAAAGUGCAAUAUCAGAAUUUAGUAAUUUUUGUUAGACAACUUUCUACGAACCGUUUAAUUAUUAGCACCAUAUAAAUCUCAACUUGUAACUCAGUUAUAUUUUGAAGUACUUUUCGAACCCUUUGCCGUUUAAUUUUGCAAUAUAUGUAUAUAUAUUUGUUUUAAACUAGCUAGUCAAAUACAUUUCAGUUAAUAAAAAAUAUUUAAGAAUCAUAUAAACUGCAGACUCAUAUAGGUCAAAACUCACACCUACUUGUCACUUACAAAUUUGCAGCAAUAAAAUUAAUUAUUUGUAUUAUUUUUACGUUUAUCUUAUGCGUUCAAGAAACAUUAAAAUCCAGAUUUAUUCAACAAUUUCUUUUUGUGCCAUGUCAACCUUUGCAAAAGUUUCAUAUACAUACAUACAUAUAUAUGUAUUUUAUGAAUUUGUGUCAAACCUCGCACGGUGAAAAGGGAACUGCAGAUAAAUGAGCAAAAGUAUAUUUAAUUUCAAAAUGUUACUAUACUUUUUUAAUAAAUUUUAAUUUAAAUUUUUUUUUUAGAAUUUCUUUGCUAAUUUAAUCUAAUUUUUUGUGAUUCAAUAAUUUUUUUUUAUUUCAUUUAAUAUAUUUUUUUUGGUUUAAUUUUUUUUUUAAUUUUGUGCAAUUUAUUUAUUUUUUAUUAUUAUUAUUUUUUUAUUUCUAUAAUUUAUUCUUUUCUUGUUUCUUUUAAUUUAAUUUUUUUGAAUUUUUUAAUUUUUAUAAAUUUUUUUUUAACAAUUUUUAAUCAACUAUCUUAUAUUUUAACGAUUUUCUGUGUGCAAAAAUAUUUCUUUGUUAACUAAAUUACUUUGCUUUGCAAAUGGAUACAACUUUCAACAAUAUAAAACAUUUCGAAGCAACAGUGGAAAAGCGUGCUAAAGUACACGGCGAAGUUGCGCAUUAAGCGUUUAAAAACGAAAAUAACACAAUCUCUUGCAAUAUUAUAUGAAUAUUAUAUAUAAAGAAAAAGAAAAAAAAAAAAAGAAUUUAAAAGCAAAUAAAAUACUUACUGAACAUCUUUUUAGCUUUUGUUAAGUACAUACAUACUUUGUAGCGAAUAUAUAAUUAAUAUAAGCGCUAAAAUGGCAAUUUGCAAAAAGUCUUUUAUGGAGUUUAAUAGCGAAAACUUGUAAGAAAUGUAAUUGCCAUAAUUUUUCUUAAUGCAAAUGGAAUUAGAUAAAGAUAUAAUAAAUUGUAGCAAAAUAAACAAUUUUCUAAAACUAAGAUAUUAUCAAGAAAAAUGUGAAAUUUUCAAAACCUACAUGUUUUUAAAAUACAUACAUAUACAUACAUAUAUCAUGCAGCGCCAUAUGAAGAGUAUGACAGAACCGUUAUUUAUUUUUUUUUCAACUUGGUUUAUGGUUUAAAAAUAUAUAUAAUGUUAUGUUUAAUACGUUUUUAUAUGCGAAGCUUACUUGUUUCAUAUGAGCUUUGCAGCUGUCGUUUAAAUAAAGGCAAUACUACUUAAAUGAAUUUCAACACAUCUCUUUAGUACAUUAAAAGAAAAAAAUGUUAUUCUUUCGUUUUACACAAAUAUUUCUGCCUUAACAUCAUGAAUCUGAAAAUCAAACAAUAAAAUUUCACACCAAUCUUAAUGCUAAUUGCAAACUUUUAAGUGCGAGUGAUGGUAUAAACAAAUAUUAAAACCAAAAACAAAAAAAAAAAA
Molecule: messenger RNA, 3275 nt
Organism: Bactrocera dorsalis (oriental fruit fly)
Lineage: Eukaryota; Metazoa; Arthropoda; Insecta; Diptera; Tephritidae
Product: calcineurin subunit B type 1
Exons: 4
Coding region: 375-887 (170 amino acids)
Molecular function (GO): calcium-dependent protein serine/threonine phosphatase regulator activity; calcium ion binding
Source: RefSeq, a predicted model, not a curated record